Messenger RNA from Pipistrellus nathusii (Nathusius's pipistrelle), 2082 nucleotides. NCBI's taxonomy places the organism in Eukaryota, Metazoa, Chordata, Mammalia, Chiroptera, Vespertilionidae. The record is from the annotation of a GenBank genome assembly.
AUGAAGUCCCAGUCAACCAUGAUUUGCUGUUUAAUGGUAUUCCUGACCACAGAAUGUUCUCUUUAUAGGGCCAAGAUCCACAUAAAAGAUGGAGAUAAAUGGCAACAUCCUGAAGAGAAACCCAAGACAGGAAGGAUACAAGAGAAAUGCCAUGGACCUUGCAUCACUUCAUCCAACUGCAGCCAGCCCUGUGCUCAAUCUUUUCGUGGAGAAAUAGGAUUUACAUGUAACCAAAACAAAUGGCAAAAAUCAACUGAAACGUGUACAAGCCUUUCUGUGGAAACACUCUUUCAGGACUUGAACAGUGUACCACGCCUUUCCAUCGCAGCGCCCUCCAUACCCCUGCACAUUCUUGACUUUCGUGCUCCUCCGGAGCCCCUGCAGAGCGUAGUGCAAGGAAUCCUCAGGAAUUGCCCGCAGGACUACGCCUGCAUAAUUGACGCCGUGAAAACCUCCGAAGCCACGUCUGGAAAUAUCGCAUUUAUUGUGGAGUUACUAAAAAACAUUUCUACAGACUUGUCUGAUAAUGUUACCCAAGAGAAAAUGAAGAGCUACAGCGAGGUGGCCAACCACAUCCUCGACACAACAGCCAUUUCAAACUGGGCUUUCAUUCCUGACAAGAAGGCCAGCUCAGAUUUGCUGCAGUCGGUGAAUUUGUUCGCCCGGCAACUCCACCUCCGCAAUGCCUCUGAGUACACUGUGGAUGAACCCUUCAUUCAGACGAAAGGGUUUUACCUCAGCCACAAUACAUCGUUGGAGGAAAGUUUCAGAUUCUCUGGGAAUGUGAACAAUACACCAGAGGAAAUCUUAGGAAUGAUAGAGAUUCCCAAGCACGAUCUGUGGAAGCUACCACCAAAUGCCUCCCAAGCCAUCACCAUAGCGUUUCCCACUUUGGGGGCCGUUCUGAAAGAAGAGCACUUGACCAAUGUGAGUCUUCCCCGGCCGGUAAAUGGCCUGGUUCUUUCGGUGAUUUUACCAGACAGAUUAAAGCAGAUCAUACUCACGUUCGAGAAGAUCAAUAAAUCCCUGAGUGCUAGGGCUCAGUGUGUUGGCUGGCAUUCCAGGAAAAGGAGAUGGGAUGAGAAGGCGUGUGAGAAGACGUUGGAUAUCAAGAACACAGUGAAAUGCCGGUGUAACUACACCAAUGCAGUGAUGUCUUUUUCCAUUCUAAUGUCCCCCAUAUCGAUAGAUGACAAAAUCCUGGAUUACAUCACCUGCAUUGGGCUCAGCGUCUCCAUCCUUAGCUUGGUUCUUUGUCUGCUCAUUGAAGCUACGGUGUGGUCCCGGGUUGUUGUGACAGAGAUAUCAUACAUGCGCCACGUGUGUAUCGUGAACAUAGCCGUGUCGCUCCUGACUGCGAAUGUGUGGUUCAUCAUAUCCUCCAACUUUAGCAAAAAGGCCUGGGACCACAAGUGGUGUGUUGCAAUGACAUUUUUUAGCCAUUUUUUCUACCUCUCUCUGUUUUUCUGGAUGCUCUUCAAAGCUCUGCUCAUCAUCUAUGGAAUAUUGGUCGUUUUUCAUAGGAUGAUGAAGUCCCGCAUGAUGGUCAUUGGUUUUAUCAUUGGCUAUGGGUUCCCACUGAUCAUCGCUGGCACCACAGUUGCUAUCACAGUGCCAGAGCAAGGCUACAUGAGACAUGAUGCCUGUUGGCUUAACUGGGACAAUACCAAAGCCCUUUUAGCAUUCGCCAUCCCAGCCUUGGUCAUCGUGGCCGUGAACCUUCUUGUGGUUUUGGUUGUUGCCGUCAACACUCAGAGGCCCUUUAUCGGCAGUUCCAAGUCUCAAGAUGUGGCCAUAAUUAGGAGGAUCAGUAAAAAUGUUGCCAUCCUCACCCCACUGCUGGGACUGACCUGGGGUUUUGGGAUAGCCACUCUCAUCAAAGGCAAUUCCUUGGUAUUCCACAUAAUCUUUGCCCUGCUCAAUGCUUUCCAGGGGUUCUUCAUCUUGCUGUUUGGAACCAUUAUGGAUCACAAGAUAAGAGAUGCUUUGAAGAUGAAGAUGUCUUCACUGAAGGGGCCAGCAAGAGUAGCAGAGAAUGCAUCAUUAAGUCCAACCAAUGGAUCUAAAUUAAUGAAUCGUUGA